AUGGAAUCUUCUACACAGCCCUUCCGUGUGCCAAAAUUCUCAGAGAACCUUGAUCUCCCACAAGAAGUCAUCGAUCAUCCUCUCUCAAGAUCUUUAGAGGACGUUCUUCAGGAACAUGAUGCACAUGUUGCAUCUUCCACAAACAGCAUAACCACUUUAUGUUCUCUACUAAAGACUUAUAAAUCUAAACGCAAGACAAAUACAUCUUCUACAAACCAGGGCGGUGUCUUUGACCUCAAGACAGCAGCCGUCGAACGUCAGGCUAAAAAGGGUCGACUGCUUAUCUAUCGUCAACGACUUGCAAGGCGAUAUGCCAGAUUGCAAACCGCGCUUUGCUCUAAGCUCAGGGGGAAAGUACCCAAAGCCUCUGAUCUCAAGGUCCCUGAACUCAAGACCUCUGAGAAGUAA
Fusarium coffeatum is the source of this 408-nucleotide messenger RNA. RefSeq lists its product as uncharacterized. NCBI's taxonomy places the organism in Eukaryota, Fungi, Ascomycota, Sordariomycetes, Hypocreales, Nectriaceae. Bases 1 to 408 code for a protein of 135 amino acids. The record is from RefSeq and is a predicted model, not a curated record. The transcript has a single exon.